UCCCUCCACUUUCCCCCUCUCUUCCUCUUCUUUUCCCUGUAUUUUACAUAUUAUUGUUGGGGUGCUCACUCAUGCCACAGCGUAGUAUGAAGGUUGUAAAACAGCUUGUGGGAGUUGACUCCCUUCUUGGUGGUGAAUGUCAGGUCUCCAGGCUUGCAGGCCAGAACUUUACUGGCUAAGCCAUUUCUCCAGCCCUUCUCUCUUUUAUUUAUUUUGUGGAUUUAUUUAUUUUUAUGUGUAUGAGGGUUCUGCUUGCAUGUAUAUUGUUGUACCACACGCAUAUCUAAUGUUCACAUGAUUCAGAAGAAGGCAUCAGAUCUCCUGGUACUGGAAUUCCAGAUUGUUAUGAGCCAUGUGAGUGCUAGGAACUGGACCCAGGUCCCCAAAAGAGCAGAAACUGCUCUAAAUUGAUACCCCAUGUCUUCUGCCGGCUCCUCUUCUUUAAUGUGGUGCUGGGAUCAAAUCUGGGGGCUCCCUUGUUCUUUUUAUGUUUUUGUUUGUUUGUUUGUUUGCUUUUCGAGACAGGGUUUCUCUGUGUAGUUUUGGUGCCUGUCCUGGAUCUCGCUCUGUAGACCAGGCUGGCCUCGAACUCACAGAGAUCCACCUGGCUCUGUCUCCCGAGUGCUGGGGUUAAAGGCAUGUGCCACCACAGCCUGGCCAGGCACCCUUAUUCUUACCUGGUUAUUUUAGGCUCGUUCAGUCUCAGACAGCCCCUCUCCUCUGCCAGGGCUUGGCAACUUGCCCAGAAUCCUUAAGGACCAUCCAGCCAAACUGUUGGGGUGCUGUCUAGGUUCCCCUCUGUGAACCACUUUUAUCCGAUGUUCCUAUGACAAUGAGAAUAACUACUCACGCUCUGAAAUGCUGACUUAUCGACCUGUUGGGCUCUUGUCCCCACCCUGCACUACUCCUUACUUUUAUGGGCCCUCCCUAACAGGGGAAAUUCAGCUAUCUAGUCCACUCCAGCAUCCAGCCCUGAUCCAUAACAGGCCAGCAAAUAAUAGCUGUCCAAGCCAGUUGUUGGUUUCUCAUAGACAGCCAGGCACCCCCACACCCACACUCCGGACUCGCUCACUCUAGAAACUCCCAGAACCCAGGCAUCUUUAACAGGCCUAUCAUCUCCAGCAGCAUCCCUGACUCAGUCCCCUGGAGUGCUUCUACUGCUGGGCUGCCUCCCUGAGGCCCCUGGGAGCUUAUGGAGAACCUGAACCCUAGUUCUGGCCCACAGGGCUAGAGAGACUCCGGCAGGUAUCCAGGCCUAAAAUUGCUAGAAAUUCCUUGUGAUUGAAUAGAGGGAAGGAAGGUAAGACCGGUUCAUUCCAGCCGAAGGAACAGUGUGAACAAAUGACUGCUGGCUGGCAUGAAAGUGCACAUCCUAGCCGGGCAGCGGUGGCACACGCCUUUAAUCCCAGGUGGAUCUCUGUGAGUUCGAGGCCAGCCUGGUCUACAGAGAGAGAUCCAGGACAAGCACCAAAACUACACAGAAAAAAAACCCUGUCUUGAAAAAAAAACAAAAAAAGAAAGAAAGUGCACAUCCCAUUUGAGGUAUGGUCCUGAUCUGGUCUGGGUAAAGGACCAUCAGCAGAAGGGAGGGUGGAUGAAAGUGUUGUCAGAUCUAGAAGAGAAUGGCCAGGUGGAGAGGUCUGAGCUCCCUACAGGAUCAGCAAGGCUCAGAGUUUCUUAGACUUAAUCCUGCUCCCCACAGAUCCACCCAGCCCUCCCUUCUACCCAGCCCCCAGCCUGCCUGAUCCUGCCGCCAAAUGGACUUCUCUCUGGGCCUACGCUUGGGGCCUCGGAACAAGAAGGCCACCUACCAGGAGCCCCCUCCGCCCUCUGGGCAUGGGCCUCCAGCCACCUCUCCCUGCUUGUCCUGCCCCCCUUCUUCUGUUUGUGCCUGCCCCAGCUGCCCCAGCUGCCCCCCUCCCAGCUGCCCCUGCUCUGCUUGUCCCUCGUAUCCAGGUCCCUGCCCUUCCUGUCCAGGUCUCCCGGGCCCACCCUGCACCUGCUCUUGCCCUCCUUGCUCUGCCUGCCCUCCCUCAACGUGUCCCCAUUCUUACUGCGUCCCCUGCUCAAGUCCGCCUGUGACCUACUGCCACCCCUCACCUUGCCUGGUUUACCCUUGUUCCACAACCCAGACCGCCUGUCGGAGGAGCUCCCACCUGGGCUGCGGUAGCGGCUGCAGCUGUGGCCGUGGUACUGCUUGGAGGCCUCGGGACUCCACAGGCGGCUGCAGUUUCUGCUUCAGGAGACAGAGGGCUUCUCAGGGGCUCUGUCUGAUCAUCUAGGCCGAGAGGAUGUGUCCCAUGGAAGAUGGUUCUGCUGCUACUGGCAUUACUUCCUCAGACAGAAGCUCUGCGUAGAGUGAAGAGGGAGUCAGGUGGACACCCCCUCCCCCAAGUCCUGAACGGGACAGGGGCCCAACCCUUGGAUACUAGUUUCUGGUUGUGCUCCUGCUGGUUCCAGAACCUCUUCCUCUGCACCUUCUGGAAAGGGUCCUCAGAGCCUUCCUUGCAGCCCUUAAGCCCAAGCUGCCUCAGUCUCCCUGGUACUGGGGUUAUAGAUGUGUACCACUGUGCCUAGUGGAUUCACAGAGGACUUCGAAAUUCGGGAAUUGCGAUACCAUCACCCGAGUCCCACAGAUGGACCUGAGCAUCACUAACUGUGACAGAGCCAGUCACUGUUUGUCCGAUGUCACGAUGCAGUCUGAAGCAUUUGGUGUCGCCUAGAAAAGAUUCUGGCCGAAAGAAACAGACAACCUGCUCAACGUGAAAUAAAUCAAACCCCCAUUGCUCAUCACGUGUGUGCAUGGUCAUGAGUGUGCAGGUGCUCAUGCUCAUGGAAACCAGAGAUUUGUUCCUUACAGCAAGGUCCACCUCAAAAAAAAACAAAACAAAACAAACAAACAAACAAACAAAAAACCUUUGAGACAAGGUUUCUCCAUGUAGCUCUGGCUGUCCUGGAACUCAUUCUGUAGACCAGGCUGGCCUUAAACUCACAGAGAUCUGCCUGUCUUUGACUCCCAAGUGCUGGGAUUAAAGGCGUGCGCCACCACCACCCAGCUGAUUUUUUUUUUUUUUUAAAUAAAUCACAGUCUUUUGCUAGGUCCUGUCUCUGCAUCCUCAGCUCUGAAAUUACACUCUUGCCACCAUGUCCACAGUUUUCGCAGAGGUUCGGAGAACUGAAUUCAUAUCAAGUUUAAAUGCCAAGCAAGUGCUUUACCUACUGAACCAACUCCUCAGCCCCCUCUUUAAUGAGAAAUACAGGAGAUGGAGAAACAAACGACACAAGAAGGAAGUAACUAGACUCUGGUAAAAUGUGGACGAUUUUAAGAAAAUCUGACCCAGUUACCUAGAUAAGUCAAUAGCUGUGGGGAAAAUGAGAAGAGACUUAAAACAGAACUGCAGAGCUGAGGGCAGACUUCAGUGUUAGCGCCCAGUGACCCACGAGGGUGGGAGGGUAUAGACGACCACACCGGAACUUGGGGAUCUCUUUUUGUUCAAGAUUUGGGGGUGCCAACCAUCAAAAGAUAUUUCAGAAGUUGAGAACAUUUAGAUGUAGACUGGGUUGUAGUUUUUGUUUUUGAGACAGGGUCUAAUGAAUUAUGCAUGCAGCCCUGGCUGGCCUGGAACUCACUAUAUAGAUCAAGUCGGUCUUGAACACACAAUGAUCUGCCUGCCUCUGCCUCUCCAGUUCUGGAUGAAAUGUGUGUGUCACCAUUCCCAGUUUGUGUUCUACUGCUCUUUCUAAAAUUUACUUAACAUUUACCGUGUGUGUGUGUGUGUGUGUGUGUGUGUGUGUGUGUGUGUGUGCGUGUGCACACACACACAAUGAAUGUGGAGGUCAGAGGAUAUUUUUCAAGUCUGUUCUGUUCUUUCCUUCCACCAAGUGGGUCUUGGGGAUCAAACUGAGGAUGUCAGGCAGGGUGGCAAGCAGUCAACCCUUUGAGCCAUCCCACUGCCCUGGAUUGAGUUUUUUGUUUGUUUUAUUUUGUUUCUGAGACAGGGUUCCUCUGUGUAGCAACCCUGACUGUCCUGGAACUCAUUCUGUAGACCAGGCUGGCCUUGAACUCAGAGAUCCAUCUGCCUCUGCCUCCCAAGUGCUGGGUUAAGGGCGUGCACCACCACUGCCCAGCUGGACUGAAUUUAUUUUUUUUGUUGUUGUUUUAUUUUUUGUUUUGUUUUGUUUUUCAAGACUGGGUUUCUCUGUGUAGUUUUUGGUGCCUGUCCUGGAUCUCGCUCUAUAGACCAGGCUGGCCUUGAACUCACAGAGAUCUGCCUGGCUCUGCCUCCCAAGUGCUGAGAUUAAAGGCGUGUGCCAUCACCGCCACCCAGCUUGGACUGAGUGUUUAUGAUGCCAAGAAAUCAGUGCUAGUUCGUUAGAUAUAAGUGUGGCCCUGAGGCUAUCUCCUAACAUUGAUACAGAAGUGUGGAAUAAAACAACCUCCUUAAUUUGAAAUGUCUCAAAGGAGAAAACAGAAGAAGUAAGAGUCACAGACGCUAUAAUGUUGAAUUAAAUAUGUAUGGGCUCACAGAAUUAUGUGUUCCACA
This is a messenger RNA of Peromyscus californicus insignis, 4544 nucleotides long. Its product is annotated as sperm mitochondrial-associated cysteine-rich protein. Lineage: Eukaryota; Metazoa; Chordata; Mammalia; Rodentia; Cricetidae. The transcript is spliced from 2 exons. The coding region runs from base 1758 to 2282 and encodes 174 amino acids. The record is from RefSeq and is a predicted model, not a curated record.